AUGAAAAUCUCAAAAAAAUUGGCUAAAAUUCUUAGACAUGACGCUGAAUCUCUAAAACUACCCAUUGAUGAAAAGGGUUAUGUUCCCGUUGAUUUAAUACUAAAGAUGAAUUUUUUUAAAUCUUUAAACGUUGAUCUCGAACACUUGAAAAAAAUAGUUGAAACAAAUAAAAAACAAAGAUUUAAUUUAAAGUUUGAUAACGACAAAAAAGUAUAUUUAAUCUGUGCAAAUCAAGGCCAUUCAAUUAAAAAAAUCCAAAAUUCAAACUUGAUCCAACUAAAAAAUUAUCCAGAUGAUUUCCCAGAUUUUAUUAUUCAUGGAACUUUCAAAUCAAAAUGGCCCUUAAUUAAAGAAUCCGGUGGUUUAAAAAAAAUGAACAGAAACCACAUUCAUUUAACUACAAAUUUACCAAAUUCUGAAAAUAAUUUUGUCAUUUCUGGAAUGAAAACUUCGUCAAAUGUCUUUAUCUAUAUCAAUAUUAAAAAAUGUUUAGACAACAACAUCAUUUUCCAUAAAUCCUUAAAUAACGUUAUAUUAACUGAAGGUAAUAAAGAUGGCAUCAUACCACUAGAUUGCUUUGAAAGAGUUAUCGAUAAAAAUGAUAAUCCUUUGGAUUUUUAA
Ascoidea rubescens DSM 1968 is the source of this 621-nucleotide messenger RNA. RefSeq names its product tRNA 2'-phosphotransferase (gene TPT1). Bases 1 to 621 code for a protein of 206 amino acids. NCBI's taxonomy places the organism in Eukaryota, Fungi, Ascomycota, Saccharomycetes, Ascoideales, Ascoideaceae. Gene Ontology annotation, molecular function: tRNA 2'-phosphotransferase activity. The record is from RefSeq and is a predicted model, not a curated record. Gene Ontology annotation, biological process: tRNA splicing, via endonucleolytic cleavage and ligation. The transcript has a single exon.